UGGCCACCUCGCCCUUUAGUGAUUUUAUUACGGGGCCCGGUGGGCACGUUGGCAUCACAGCCUUCCUGAGGCAGCUUAUUUGUGUGUAGGAACGGGCUGCUGAUUAGUGGGAGACUGAGCAAAGCAAAUCCAGAGGAAUUACUUCAGAAAUGCGUCCAAGAAAGGUGGGACUGCAACACAGCUGUAAAUGGAAGAAAGGGAAAGUAGGAGAACGGUCCACUGGAAGGGCAUGAAACAGCCCAUCAGAACGGCACGCACCGAAAGGAUGCCGAUGGAUUCUGGAGAAAAUGUAAGUUAACUGUAUCUCCACUCUCAUCAGGUCUCAAGAGACAUUUUUCUCAUUUCCUGGUUUUGAAGAAUGGGCUCUUGGAAGCACUGUCUUUUUAGUGUGUCUCUCAUCACGGCCCUGAUUUUCGUAUUUGUUUACAAUAACAAGUUAUGGGAGAAGAAAAGUCUUCUGAGGGCGUCUCUUAUCAAUGCUUCACUCUUAGCAGAAACCUGUCAACAGAUUCUUAAGGGGAAGGUUUUUUACUUAACAGAGAAUGCGUUGAAAACUACCCUGAGUGGAUCUUCCUGUUAUGAAUACAUGGCUCAGAGUCACUAUAUAACAGAAACGCUCUCUGAAGAAGAGGCCGGGUUCCCUUUGGCUUACUCAGUGACCAUCCACAAAGACUUCGGUACUUUCGAGAGACUCUUCAGAGCUAUCUACAUGCCCCAAAAUGUCUACUGCGUUCAUGUGGACGAGAAGGCCACAGCUGCCUUUAAAGGUGCAGUGGAGCAAUUGCUGAGCUGCUUCCCAAAUGCCUUUCUGGCUUCCAAGAGGGAGCCGGUUGUCUAUGGCGGGAUCUCCAGGCUCCAGGCGGACCUGAACUGCCUGAGAGACCUGGUGGCCUCCGAGGUCCCGUGGAAGUACGCCAUCAACACCUGUGGACAAGAUUUCCCCCUGAAAACCAACAAGGAAAUAGUUCAGUAUCUGAAAGGAUUCAAAGGGAAAAACAUUACCCCGGGCGUGCUGCCUCCCGAUCAUGCUAUUGGACGGACUAAAUACGUCCACCAAGAAAUAUUACACACAAAAAAUUCCUACGUGCUUAAAACAGAGAAACUGAAAACGUCCCCUCCUCACAACAUGACCAUUUACUUUGGCACUGCCUAUGUGGCCCUCACAAGGGAAUUCGCUAACUUCAUCCUCCAAGACCAGCAGUCCCUUGACCUGCUAUCCUGGUCCAAGGACACCUACAGUCCUGACGAACACUUCUGGGUGACCCUCAACAGGAUUCCUGAGAUGGAAUCUGAAACUGACCUGCUCUACCUCCCUCUGUCCCAAGACAUCCUGCCUCCAGGCAACGGAGGAGCUGUACACUGUUUGCAGCCCAGAACAUUCCGAGGUGAGACUGUGAACGAGACAUUUGCCUAG
Messenger RNA from Eptesicus fuscus (big brown bat), 1414 nucleotides. Its product is annotated as N-acetyllactosaminide beta-1,6-N-acetylglucosaminyl-transferase-like. Gene Ontology annotation, molecular function: acetylglucosaminyltransferase activity. Lineage: Eukaryota; Metazoa; Chordata; Mammalia; Chiroptera; Vespertilionidae. Gene Ontology annotation, biological process: transforming growth factor beta receptor signaling pathway. Gene Ontology annotation, cellular component: membrane. The coding region runs from base 359 to 1414 and encodes 351 amino acids. The record is from RefSeq and is a predicted model, not a curated record. The transcript has 3 exons.